Messenger RNA from Didymella exigua CBS 183.55, 769 nucleotides. RefSeq names its product GAF domain-like protein. The transcript is spliced from 5 exons. The coding region runs from base 158 to 685 and encodes 175 amino acids. NCBI's taxonomy places the organism in Eukaryota, Fungi, Ascomycota, Dothideomycetes, Pleosporales, Didymellaceae. Gene Ontology annotation, cellular component: cytosol. The record is from RefSeq and is a predicted model, not a curated record. Gene Ontology annotation, molecular function: protein binding; L-methionine (R)-S-oxide reductase activity.
AGACUUAGAUCGUGAGGUUCGUCGCCAAUCAGAACUCAGGCCCUCGCCUCGGAGGCUCACGGCAAGGCCAUCGACGGUCGCGAAACUUUUACGUUUCGCUUCCCACUCCGCAACUCACAACCUCGCGUAACAAAUUGCGCGCAGAGAACCGCACAAAAUGGUUCAUGCAGACGCGUCCGCCUUUGCUGAUGGCCUGACUAAGCAGGAGGUGUACGCGCAGGUCCUGGAGCAGGCCAGGGCGCUAUUCGAUGGGCAGAGGAAUUGGGUCUGCAACUUUGCAAACACAGCGUCCCUGCUCUGGCACGCAUACCACUCGCUGCCUGGCCCGUCGUCCAGCGUCAACUGGAGCGGCUUCUACUUCCUCAACCCGUCUCGCCCGCAGCAACUCCUGCUCGGCCCGUUCCAUGGCCAGGUAGCAUGCCAGACGAUCGCGUUUGGGCGCGGUGUUUGUGGCGCUGCGGCGAAGACUAUGCAGACGCAGCUCGUGCCUGACGUAGAGAAGUUUCCAGGACAUAUUGCGUGUGAUGGCGCGAGUAAGAGCGAGAUUGUUGUACCGAUUGUCAAGGAGGGGAAGGCCAUGGCCAUUAUCGACAUUGAUUGCGCUGAGGAAAACGGGUUCGAUGAGGAGGAUCAGAAGGCCCUUGAGCAGCUGGCUGCUCUACUUGCCGAGUCCUGCGAUUUCUGAGCGUGCGGCAGCAUGCGUGAGAUGGCGAUUUGGGAUUGAAGCGGUGUUGUCGUAAGAGGAGAGUUCAGUGGCCUAACAUGAUCA